This is a messenger RNA of Linepithema humile (Argentine ant), 562 nucleotides long. The record is from RefSeq and is a predicted model, not a curated record. Lineage: Eukaryota; Metazoa; Arthropoda; Insecta; Hymenoptera; Formicidae.
UGCCUGAAUGGAGCUUUAGGGUCGUUCACUGUUUGUAUAAUUUAAUGAACAUUUAAGUAUAUACCCCAAUAUACUCCAAUAUACUCCUCAAGUGUCAUCAAGAAGGUUAAAAUUUAAUGAACAACGCAUACUGUUAUAUUAUUCAUUCGAUAUUGAUCAAGAAUUGAAUUACUUAUGUAAUUUGAUGGCUUUUUCACAAUCAAACUCGAGAGAAUUACAACAUAAGAAAAUCUUGGAAGAGCUACAGGUGAAAAAGCAAAUGUUGUUAAAGCAAGGUGUUGCACCAACCUUAAAUUCAUCAUUAGGUGUCUUAUCGACUGGUUCUGCAUCAAGUAUACCUACAACGCAAUCUAAUGAUGGUGUGACAAUCAGCGCAUCGCAAAGAGCAGCUUUGCAUAAUGCACACGCAGCUUCAUUCGGUUACUUUGUAACACAAGAUUCUUCCUUUGGAAACCUGAUAUUACCAGUUCUCCCAAGAUUCGACAGUAAAUGAGUUGUUAUUUUUGAAGAUAUUCAAUAAUUGAAUAAUUAAAUGUUACUGAAGACUAUGUAAAUACAUUAA